Messenger RNA from Microtus oregoni (creeping vole), 5641 nucleotides. RefSeq names its product coiled-coil domain containing 148 (gene Ccdc148). Bases 144 to 1874 code for a protein of 576 amino acids. The record is from RefSeq and is a predicted model, not a curated record. Lineage: Eukaryota; Metazoa; Chordata; Mammalia; Rodentia; Cricetidae. The transcript is spliced from 14 exons.
GGCAGAAACAACUGAGCCACUGGACUUCUGCUUUACAUUGAGAGCUCAGGAGGGGCGUUUCAUUUUUCCUGCAUCUGGGGAGCCUGCAAGGCUAUGCCCUUUGACCUUUGACAUCUGUGCAGCCCGAUAACCUGGCAUUCCAUAUGAAGAACGGGAUGAGAAACUUCAGGUAUAAGCCAGCAGACUACCAACAGUUAUACGCCUUAACCAAAGCCACCAAGUUAGCGUCUGCUUCUGCGGAGAAGAAGAUCAGAAAAGCCAUGGAGACUUCAAAGGUGGCUAAAGAGCAAAUGUUGGUCAAACAACACAAGCAGGUGUGGUGGCAGGAACAGGAGCGGCUGCAGGGAACCAGAUGUAAAUUGGAGUCGGAAAUAAAAUCUUGUCUCAAUGAAGAGAGCCUUGGAAAUGAAUGCUUUUGUGAGCUUAUGAAUUUUGAGAAAGAGCUGGCAGAACAAUGGUGCACAUAUCUUAAAGCUGUGAUCCACCCUAUUCAUCAGCUGAGAACACACCUGAAGAGACAGCGCCAAACUUCCCAGCAUGCACCCUGCCAUACUGGAUCUAAUUCAGCAAUGGUUCUGGAAGAGGUUGACUUUGUCAGGAAACAAUCCAAGGCUGUCUUUGAAAACCUUAACCAGGAGCAACAGAAACUAGAAAAAGACCUUUCAGCCUGGAGUGUGAAGUUACUAGAUUACCCUUCGGAAGAAAAGGCUAACCUGCUCAGCGAACACCCUACGGAGCUAGAAACUUUGGAGUGCCCGUACCCCGAUCUGAAAUCGUCAGUCCUUAAUGAGUUCUGGAACUUGACAGAGAAAUAUCAAAAGAAACUUGAAGACUUUGAUCUGCAAUUAGAAGACAUACGCAGAAACUUCCAGCUAAGCGAAGAAGAGCAGUGGAUUUACCAGGCUGUCUUAGAUCAGUACCCUGGAAAUCUCCUUGGCAGAAGGACUCUGUACUUGGACAUGUUACAAAGAUACUUUCCUCACAAAUCCAGGCAUCUUUUGGUAGAACAUGAGAAAUAUUGUGACCAGUAUCACUUUGCUGGAGAGCAGAGAAGAAUCCUGAUAGACAGUUGGACCAAAAGCAGAAAAGACUUCAUACAGAAAGCUCUGCUGACCCUCCUUGAGGCCUGUGCAGCCCAUGAGAUGGAGAGCAUGCUGGCCAAAGACAGGAAACGGCAGCAGGAGCUGUGUGCUGAUCUGAAGGCCAAGGUUUCUCAAUGGCGAGCCCACCAGGAAGAGCUAGCGAGACUGGAAAUGGAAAUUUCCAUCAGAAGAAGAGAAAGGGAGGAGGAGAAAGAGAAACUUUGGAAAGAGAAGGAGUUGCUGCAGAGGGAGGAGACGAAGACAAAGAUAAGGAAAUACUGGGCUGAGAAGCAGCAGAAGUGGCAAGACAUGGAAAUGAGAGAUCUCCAGCGACUGGAAGAACUGACAGCAUUCAUGGCUGAGCAGUCAGUGAAAGACAGAGAAAGGGUUAAAUAUAGACAAGAAUUACUGGAGAAGCGUUUGAUGGAGAGGAAAAAAGUGGCCCUUCAAGAAGUUCAGGAAGAGGAAGAGCGAGAGAGGCGGCUGGAAGCCCUUCGAAAACAGGUUGCUGUUGUCGUUCAGUCUGAUCCAGUUAGGAUGAUGUCAGACACAAUGGCAUGGAAAGCUAGGACGGGCCCUGAACGUGAAGAUGAAUUCAUCCUUCAGAAGCCUCUCUUCACACUGACUACGUACAACGAGCAGCAGAUAACUUCUGAUCCUAGACUUAGAUUUGAGCUAGCGCUUCGUGAAGCUGGACUCCAUAAGACACAGUACGCCAAAGAGAUGCUACCAAAAAUCGGUCCUCUGAAGCCUCCAAGGAAGGACACAGAGUCGUCUGUAUUCAAAACCUAGAGGGCACAUGUAAACAGUAUAUGGAUACGGAUAAUGUUGAUCACCACUUCUGGAUGCUUAAUAACCACCAGACAUAGAAAUCAUAGCAUUUAUUAAACAGCUUUGCCUUUUUUAACUUUCAAAGUUUUAUGCACUAUUCCAUUUUUCUUUAGGUAACCAAAUUCACCAAAUUUAUGGGACUUUGGUAUAUAUGGUGUCGUUUGGUAGGGCGCUAUUUUGGAGGAUUUCUUCCAGAAGUUUAAAAUAACCAUUUGUAGGAAGCGCAUCUUCCACAGAGCUACUUUUCUUUCUGUUUGUUCUUCCAUAAUUUGACUUUUAAUUAUGGAAGCUCUACUAUCAGUUACGCUUAUAUUGUUUUUGUGUGUGUGUGUGUGUGUGUGUGUGUGUAUUUGAAGGAGGAGAUUUAGCCUUUCGCUGUAUUUAGAAACCAGUUUGAUACAUCAUGCUUACUGCAAAUCAGUCAUCUGAACAAUCUAUUUGCAAAUUUGCCUUAAGAGGACAAUAGAAGUGGUGUCUCCAUCAUGGGAAUACUGAUUUUGUCUGGGAAGACAUGGCUGUGUGGUUGUUUAGAAGGAAAACUGAAAUUUUAUGAUACUUCAAAUAUCAAAAGUUGCAAAUUACCUAAGAAAUACCUAAAUGAUUUUCUUGAAGAGAAGUAUUUCAUAUAAAACUCGCCCAUAAAUUCUCGGCUACUUCUAAAAAGCAGUGAUUCCAGCAAGAAAAUGUGUUGUUAAAGCUUCCUGAUGUAGUAGUAGGAAGACUAGCUAUUUUUCCCCUCUUUAUUGCGAUUCCCCUGUAUUUCCCAUUUACCUCUAGCAUGGGGUUGUUGUCUCUAGGUACUUAUGAGAAUGCCCUACAAACCAGAAAAUCCAAGGCUGAGGAUGAGGGUCAGUUAGGAGAGGGUGUGCCUAGUAUGCCCAAAGCCCUGACUUCGAUCCCCAGCACCCUAUAAACUCAGUGUGGUAGCACACACCUGUAAUUCCAGCACUCAGGAGAUGGGGAACAGGAGAAUCAGAGGUUCAAGGUCAUCCUUGGCUGUAUGGUAGUUUACAGCCAGCCUGUACUACAGGAGACCCCACUGAAAAAAAGAGAGAGGGGGAGAUGAAGAGAGAAAAAGUGCAGGGGAGACGAAGGAAUGGGAGAUAAAAUGCAGGAAAAGACAAAAGAGCAGCAUGGAAAACAGUCUGAUUGGGACUCUUCAUGAUCACCCUCGGAAUCGUGAGUUUAAGGAAAACCAACCCAGCCUGUUGGUAUACAGUUCCUUAUUUAGAAGAGGUCCCACAGGGGAAAAAAAAAUCUUACCCAUACUCCACAAUUCAUCCCAAUGCCUUCCUCCUUCAGCUCUGUGCAUCACUUAUAAUAUUUCAUCAAAAAGUGGAGAGAUCUUUAGGAAAAGGUGGAGAGUGUUGGGCAUGGAUUUGACUUGGGUAUUUUUCAAGGGGUUAGAAAUGUUAUUUUUAUGGGGCCCUGACUAUAAACCCAUGAAAACCUGCUGUAACAGAAAACACCCUGUGCGGACAGCAAGACACGGAUGAUGCUGAGUCUGUGGAUCCUCACGGACAUGGGAAUCCAUAGCAGAGUCCUGGAAUCACAUUCAAACACUAGUAAAAUAUUAAUUCUUUUUUACACUCUCUUAAUAGCUCAAGCUUCCUGGCUGGUGCCACCUUCUUAGCAUGUAGCACUGCCAUUCUGAGAGAGAGGACGACGUCAUGUGUGCUGUGAUGAGAACCGAAUUGUAAUCUGGGCAGCAGUCUAGCCCUUGGCUGUGCGCAGACUCCGAUGCUAAUAGUUUUUUAUUGUUUCUUUAAUUGUACUAAUAGCAGCUAUUUAUUAUUGAGUGUAAGCUGAAAACUUAGCAUCAGUAUGUGCUUUCCAUAUGUCUGAUCACCCUCACAGUCUUAUGAUAUGGUUCUUGUCAUUUUAAAGAUCUAAAAACAAGUUCAAGAGGAUGAGAUAAUAUACAUUUGUCAGUUGUCUUUAAGCAGAGACAUUACACUAAUGUAGUGAGUCCUGACCGUUUUUAAGUAAAAUGAAAGAAAACGAUCUGAAAUCUAAAUGAUGAAUAAACACACAAGAAGACUGAAAAAAAAAUGCUUAUUCAGCCCCCCAGUGAAGGACCAGCCCCCAGUGAAGUCCAGCCACCAGACAGUCAGCAUUGUCAAUGGAGGUAGCAGCCGCAGGGAAAUGGGAAGACUGUGCGUGGUGGCACAGGCUGUCAUCCCAGCGUUUGGAAAGGGGACAUAGCAGGGUCAGGAAUUCCAGGUUGCCCUCAGCUAUAUAUGGGUGGAGCCAGCCUAGGCUGCAUGGUACAAAGCCAAAGGGGCAGAACCAGCUGUGUGGUGGGCACAUCUGUAAUAGGAGCACUUGGGAGGUGAAAGCAGAGGAUUAGGGGUUCAAGGGCAGUCUCAUGUAUACAGAAGUGUAUCAGACACGGUCGGAGAAAGGAAAGAAGAGGAAAUAGGAAGCACGGGUUAGUGUGCUAACACUAAAAUAAUAAGCACUUUUAUCAUCUAGAUUUCAGACUAUCUUCUUUCACUUUACUUAAAAAUGGUCAGGACUCACUUGUAGCUGGAGACUUCUCUCUUUCCCUCCCCGUCCUGCUGGACCAGUUUCUCUCCCACACACCGGCACCCCAGCUGCUUACAGAAUAAUCAUUUGGAGGCUUAAUAUUAAUACUAAUUAUAAUUGUGUGGCUGAUGGCUCAGGAUUCUUACUGCCUAGCUCUACAUAUGAAUUCAUUCAUUUCUACUAAUCCAUGUAUCGCCAUGCUUACCGGUAAUACUGGGGCAUCUUACUCCUCCAGUAACUACUGGCAUCUCCCCGACUCCACCUUCUUUCUCUCUGUAUCUCUGCUUGAAUUUCUCACCUAGCCAUAUUCUGCCCUGCCAUAGGCCAAGGCAGCUUCUUUAUUAACCAAUGGUAAUAAAACAUAUUCACAGCAAACAGAGGGGAAUUCCACAGCACUCAUUGCACUAAUUUGAUAUCUCUAUUUGAAGGCAACUGAUAAAUGUAUAUUAUUUCAUCUUUCUGAACUUAUUUCUGUAUCUUUAAAAUGACAAAGGGCACCCUUGCCUGCUGAGAUAGUGGUUUUUCUAACCUUUGACUCAGCAACUCUCCCCCUAGAUAUAUGCAAUUGAGAAGCCCCUACAUCAGUGUGGGGUGGCAGACACUGGGGUUCAGAAAAGAAAACAAACAAAAUUUCAUCAGUUCCAAACUGGACAGAUAUAAAAAUUAUGGUAUAUUUGUUUAUGAAAUUACAUAUCACAAAGGAAAUGGGGGAAUUUUAUCGAUAUGUGCAUUAUAUUUACCAAAAGGAAUGAAGUGUCAUAUUUCAUUUAUCUAAAAGAACAAAAACUUGCUAAGAUGAUCUGUAAUGCUUAUGGAUACACGGGAGGCAAAGCAAUAAAGAAAAGCAAGAAAAUAAAAAUCAAGGUGAGGAUUGUCUUGGGUGAUUAGGGAGACAGGAAGGAUUGAAGCCCCACAAGUUCCUGAAGGUGUCAUAUUGCUUAACCAAAUGUGACUGCAGAAUGUUUCUGAGCUUCUCAGGACCAUGUAUGUAAUUUGCAUACUGUUAUGUGACAAAUUCCAGGAAAAUAAAAAGGAACAUAAAAAGCAAAUAAUUAAAAACAUAAUUUGUUAAUGUACAUGUGCAUCAAGAAUGGUCUUUUCAGUUGAGAUCUGGUAUAAUAGACCCAGUCUGCAUACAUUUCUGAGGUAAGAAGACCUCUCCCUUGUUGGGAGUCUUGCUUCUCUUGACAUGUUCUUGC